Messenger RNA from Humulus lupulus (European hop), 1566 nucleotides. Its product is annotated as UPF0613 protein PB24D3.06c. NCBI's taxonomy places the organism in Eukaryota, Viridiplantae, Streptophyta, Magnoliopsida, Rosales, Cannabaceae. The transcript has 9 exons. The coding region runs from base 99 to 1307 and encodes 402 amino acids. The record is from RefSeq and is a predicted model, not a curated record.
AAGACAUUUCACCAGACGCACGCGCCGCUGUCAAAGAUGGCGCGUGUACUGACUCAUCCGCCACGUCAUCGGGGUCUUCUUUCUCCUUGAGAUAUUAGAUGCAAUUCGUAGAAAGUCUUACACCGAACCGAACCGAACCCUCACAAACAAACUCCUCUGCGAAAACUGAGUCUCCAUAUCCAAACUUUCUCAAACCUAAGCCGGAGAAAUGGACGACGAAGGAAGGAGUUGAAUCAGAACUCUUUAACAUGAAUCUCUCGCUGUCGUCUUCGACUUCGUCAUCCUCUUCCUUGACAGCUUCAUCCUCAUCUUCUUCCUCGUCUUCUUCGACCGGUUCUUGGCUCUCCGGCAUUGUCCGCGGCCGGUCCGACCGGCCUGGGACCGUUAAGAUGGCUACCAACUCUGUUGGCUCUGGCUCUGGAGACUUUGCUGGUCCGGUCGUUCGGAAGAAUCAGUACCGAGGAGUUUUGUUCAAGUAUGGCUCCAAGCCUAUUCAGGUUGCAUUUAAAACAGGUGAUUACAAGCAGCAAGUUAUAUUUAUUGGUGGGCUAACUGAUGGUUUUCUAGCAACAGAAUAUUUAGAACCCCUUGCAAUUGCAUUGGAUAGAGAGAAGUGGUCACUCGUUCAAUUUCUCAUGUCAUCAUCAUACUCUGGAUUUGGCACCUCCAGCUUGCAACAGGAUGCUAUGGAGGUUGAUCAACUAAUAAGUCAUCUUAUAAACAAAGAAGAUUCCGAGGGUGUUGUUCUACUUGGUCAUAGUACUGGCUGCCAGGAUAUUGUGCAUUACAUGCGCACAAAUGCUGCAUGCUCCCGAGCAGUUCGCGCUGCCAUUUUGCAGGCCCCAGUAAGUGAUCGAGAGUACAGAGCAACUCUUCCGGAAACAGCUGGUAUGAUUGACUUGGCUUCGUCCAUGAUAAGUGAAGGCCGUGGUUCAGAACUAAUGCCUAGGGAAGCAGAUCCAACUGCCCCAAUAACUGCCAUUAGAUAUCACUCCCUGUGCUCAUACAUGGGAGAUGAUGACAUGUUCAGUUCGGACCUUAGUGAUGACCAACUGAGAACGAGACUUGGACACAUGUCUAACACUCCUUGCCAGGUAAUAUUUUCGAUGGCAGAUGAGUAUGUGCCAGACUAUGUCGACAAAAAGGCAUUGGUUGAAAGAUUGUGCAAAGCAAUGGGGGGAGCAGAAAAAGUUGAAGUGGAAUAUGGAAAUCACUCCCUCUCAAACAGAGUAGAUGAAGCUGUCAAGGCUAUCAUUGACUUUGUUAAGAGAGAUGGCCCCAAGGGUUGGGAUGAUCCUUGGAAUUAGUUUUUAGCAUUGGUAAUGUAAUGCCUUUGUAAUCCUUUUGCUUUGUUAUUCUUAUUGUUUUCAAUUCAAUGUUUUGUCUAAUUCAAUUGUGCAGAUUUUUUUUUUCUUUUGUCAAUGACUACAUAAUAUCUGUUUAAAUUUCAUUGGAUGAGUGAUCUGAUUGGUGAGCCGGUGUCAUCCCAUUAAUUUAGUGGGAACAUUUUAUCUCUUUUCCAUCAUGCUUAGACUUUCUCAUCGAAGCUUGGAGUUAUUCUGUUGA